UAUUGAUGUUACUCCCAGCUCUAGCAGCCAGAUAAACAAUUGCCAUUUUAAAAAUAAAUAUUGGGGAAAAUAAUUUUAUAUAUAAACUUAGCAUGAGCAAAGGAGUUGAGAAACCUCUUGUUAAUCACAUUUUCUUGACCUCUAACGGCGAAUACGUCACAAAUGUUCUUAAGCUAUGCGAACGAAUCACUUUGCAGCAGAAGCGGGUUCUAUUAAUCACUCAUCGCCAAAGCAGUUUUGUUUCCAAUCUGGAGAGCAAUCCUUUUGGAAUGCUGGCCCUGGAUAUGACUGUAUGUCCCGUUGACGAUGUGGAGAGUGCACCGGUUACUAUAAUUCGAUUGUUUGAUCAGAUGGUGCUGCCGGACAUAAUUAUCUUUGAUAUGCAUUCAAUUAUUUGGUCAAUGCUCCAGCGGCCAGUGAUGCAGCAGUGCUCGACAGAUAAAUUGGUGCGCAACAUAGCCAAGUGCUCGGCGGCCUUCACCAAUUACCUGGGAAUGGUGCGUGAGUCCAAGCAGUGCAAAAUGUCAUUGAACCCCGCCAGAGUGGACACACUUGUUAUAAUGCCCCAGGAAUCGUAUCCACUGACUCCAGCGCAGUUUCAGUUGCUAAUUGAUCUCUAUUUCUAUGACAAUGAGUGUUCGACCAACUUCUCGCAGAUCUCAACCUCAAUAGGUGCAGCGCAGGGAUUCAAGUAAAUUGUGAAACUCAAAGUGCCUCGAUAUCCAAUCUUAAUAAGUUCCUUUACAUAAGACAUAUCUUUAAAUAUGCUCAUUCGAAUCACAUGGUAUCCAUGCAAAAAAUAAAAACUAACGAUGAGAACCUUUUGCCCAAUGCCCAUUAAAUUUGGCAAUCCGGAAUUAACAUCUCCCAAACAUAGUUCAAUGUAUAGAAAUAUGUUUGUUUAAGCAUUUAAAUUUAUGUAUAAUAUUUAUUAUUGUCUACAUACGCAUAACGAUAGAAAUUUAAAGACUAAAAACUGAAGGUAUUGAUAAAAUAAGAUUUACUGAUAUACAUAUGUAAUUAACUUUAUAGAUUAAUAAUAUAAUACUACGCUAAUAAUAUGUGUUAAGCCUUGUCACAUAUCCCAUUAUUGAGUAUGUUGAACUUUCGUGGAUUAAAUGUUUACAAAUUUUCAUUUUGAAAACAAAGAAACAAAAAAGGAAA
Messenger RNA from Drosophila willistoni, 1164 nucleotides. RefSeq lists its product as uncharacterized. The record is from RefSeq and is a predicted model, not a curated record. The transcript has 2 exons. The coding region runs from base 93 to 695 and encodes 200 amino acids. Lineage: Eukaryota; Metazoa; Arthropoda; Insecta; Diptera; Drosophilidae.